AUGUCCGUAACCGUAACCUACGUCAAAGUCAAUUGCCAUUGUGGCAACGGCGCAUUGCGCGUCGCCUUUCGUACCGAUUCUCUGCCAAUCUCCUGCACUCUCUGUCACUGCAACAAGUGUAGACAUGUGACCGGGAAAAUGGCCUUUUACGUCGUCCCAAUCGUCGGCAAACCGUUGGACAGUGUCGCCGACCACGCGGCCAAUCUUCAGCGUUUCACAUCAUAUAAGCCAACGCCCACAGAAACCCGCUACUUCUGCCCUCUCUGUUCCGCACACCUGCUUGUUCGUUAUACCAGUGGCCCACAACGUUGGGCUGUCUCUGGCGGUGCGCUUGACAGGGUAGAUGGUAUCAUAAAAAUCGACUCCCAUACCUUUGUCGCUGACACUCUGGAUGGUGGUCUGGCCAACAUAAUAAAGGAAAUUGAUGGAGUCAAGCUUCCCAGGUACUCCAAAGGUGUUGGUAGUGAGCUUGUACCAAUGGGGUGGCGCUCCGAAAAGCUGUCCUCACCACAGGGCGAACUAACGGCAUACUGUCACUGCGGAACAAUAGGAUUCAAGUUCAGUCGCCCGAGUGAGCUCUCCUAUAUUCCCCACGCGCCCUACCCCGACUUUAUUUAUCCAAUGGACGUAACCCAUUUGGCAAAGCUUCGGAAUCCAACAGACGACAAGUGGUGGCUGCGAGAGUCAACCGUUCCGGGAGAGCCAGCCAAGUACUUGGGUGCUCACUGCGUAUGUCACUAUUGCAGGUUGGCUGGGGGAUGCGACAUCCAGAGCAUCGCAUUUGUCUCGCGAGCAAAUAUGCAUGAAAUUGGGACAAAUGAAGUGGUCGACUACUUUCAUGAAGAGAAUCGGCAACCUGGACUCAAACAGUAUCAAUCCAGCCCCGGGCGGUAUCGAGAGUAUUGUGGAACGUGUGGUGCGUUUGUUGUUUGGUGGCAUGCAGGUCGCCCAGACGUCGUGGACAUAUCAACUGGGUUGUUAGACCAAAAGGAGGAUGGGGUACGCGCCGAGCACUGGAUAGAAUGGUUCAAAAAUAGGGUUGCAUUUCAAGAAAAAGCCGUCAAUGUUUCCAUUGCAAAAGGGCUCGUUGACGGUCUGAAGCAAGAGGUAGUAAAGUAG
Molecule: messenger RNA, 1119 nt
Organism: Laccaria bicolor S238N-H82
Lineage: Eukaryota; Fungi; Basidiomycota; Agaricomycetes; Agaricales; Hydnangiaceae
Exons: 1
Coding region: 1-1119 (372 amino acids)
Molecular function (GO): carbon-sulfur lyase activity
Source: RefSeq, a predicted model, not a curated record